CGCCCGCUCUCUCCUCCCUCUGCUUGGGGAUCGAGCCUUCGCCUCCUCCAGCCAGCAGGGGGCGCUGCCUCGCCGAGCGGCCACUCCUCCCUCGCGGCCCAGCUCGCUCGCACGGGCUCCGACUCUGGUCCAGGCCUGGGCCUAGCUCACUUGUUUGGUUUCCCUCACCCAUCACCCCCCCCCCCCGCGCGCGGCAGGAGCGGGACGGGCGCCCGGUCUGAGGCCAUGGAGAUCGGCACCGAGAUCAGCCGCAAGAUCCGGGUGAGAGGCGGAGCCGCGCGGGGGAGAAGGGCAGCCCGGAGGAGGAGGAGGGGGAAGCCGGGCGGGGUGAAAAGGAAAAGAGGGUCCCGUCCCCCCCAGUCUCGGGGUGGACCCAGACCCGUCGCCCCGUCAGGAAACCCCAUGGGCGGGCUGGGGGGGGGGGGCAAGGCCCUUCCUCCUCACAAACUGGAGGCGGCGACGGAGGGCCUUCCCCCGCGACGCCUUUCGACCCGAAGUCGUCUCCAGCCCCCAGAGCUUGUUGUGUGACCCACAGGACAAAUUUGAGCCCCCCCCCACGAGCUUGUGGGGUUGCUCUGCCUAUUUAGAUAUCCUGACUGAUACCCCACCCCACGCACUUGUAGGGCAGAGAGGUGUGGGAAGAUUUGUGCCUGCCUGCCUCCCUGGAUAUUGCAUCCCCCUCUCAAAAAAAAAAGCUCAUAUAAUACUACGGAAACUCGCAUCCUCUUAUCCACCCCCCGCUGCAAAAGGCCAAAACUUUAUUGCUUUGUUCUCUCAAAUCCUCGGCCCCCUCCUCCCCGUUUUCCUACGUAGCCGGCAAAACAACAACAAAGCCCGGGUUCAAGUUCUCCCCAAAGUACUGAAAGCCCACUGGGUAACUUUGGGCAAAGUCGCUACCUCUCCAUACCUAACAUGCCUUACAUGUUUUGAGGAUGAAAAGGGCAGGGGAGAGGCAUGUAAAUGUCACCUGAGCUCCAUGGAUGAAAGAUGUGGGGUAUGGAGGUAUUUGAAUACAGUCUACGCUAGAAGAAAUCUAAUAUCAGAAUGGGAGAUGGGCAUUUUUUUUUAUUUACCCGCUUGCCCAAGCAGCCCCAAUAUCCCCCUACGUGUUUCAGAAGGUUGAAAGACCUUUGAGCAGAUUUUGACGGAGUGGUGAGUGGGAAUGAUUGUAAAUUGUUUUUUCCUCUGCCCUUCUGUCAGUGGGCAGGCCAUAUUGGAUACCAUCGAUAAUGAGUAAAAUAAAAUAAAUAUUUUUAAACCAGACAUUGCCCCCCUUGAUUUUGGAGGCUUGUUUAUUCUGUUCAGAUGCAUCUCUGUAGAAACUGCAGGAUGGAGCGACUUCUAGUCGCUCAAAAAUAAAGUGUUGCCUUUUGGGGUCUCAUGCAGCGUUUCCCAUCACAACACUGCCAUGAUAGGAGAAGAAACAACUGAAUUUUCCAAAAUCACCCAGCGUAAUUUUAUUCAUUACGCAAUUCCUAAAGGUAGGGCAAUCCUCCCAGGACCUGGACUUGUAGCUCAGUCACCAUAGAAACCGUAGCACAGAACAAACAUCCUUAUGGUUUGAUUAGGCAGAAAGUAAUAGAGAUGGCACAAUACCUCAGAAAUCCACAUAAAGUGGUUCAAUAAUGCAGAAUUCCUCGUGUCCGUUUGCAGAACAAAUUUUGGAGACCUGCACUGCUUCAACUGAAGUGUACCAAAUCUGCAAAUAUAUUAAGAGGAAUAAAUAUUUCACAGAAAGCUAGUUCUUUAAAACUUCUUAGCCUGGAAAGUGAUUUGAAUAUGUGUAAAUCCCAACAGAAUGUGUCAUUAUUUGGUAAAUUUUCAAUGAUUUGCUUGGGCUUGUGUGUUGGGCUUGUAUGAUUUCCUUGUAAAAAUAUUUUGCUGUGCAUGGGUGAAUUGCUUUUAAAUCAUGUAUUCUGAGCCACCAUGAAUAAUUUAUUUUAUUUAAGUAAAGUUUCUCAAUGUUUUUAGGGUAAAUACCUAGAAGAAGGGAUAAACAUCUUUUAAAUAAACAAAUGGUGCUGGACAUCUUCUAUUUCCUGAACAGUCAUGCACACUUAACUGAUUGCUGUAACAAUACUGAUUUUCAAAUGCAAAGAGCCUUUAUGUAACCUAGGAGUAUGAUCUAAAAUAUUUGAACAUGUAGCCCAUGCACUUCAGAAUUAUGUCUGUUUACAGACAAAAUACUGAUUUCUAUAUAUACUGCCUUUCACCACAGAAUUCAAGGUAGAAUAAAUAAAUAAAUAUUCAGAACUUCUACAAUCAGUGAUCAAUAGUUACUUGGCAAAAUAGUGUUUCUUCAUGGAAUGGAAGUGCAGUAAAUGCCAUGUGUUUAAUAAGUAGAAUUUCAAAUAUUUGUGAUUUGAGAACAGAAAGCACAGCAGAGAUCAGGUUGUUGGAUAGAUCAAUGGAUAAUCCUAGUGAAAUGGAGGAGGAUGUCUCCCAGAGUAUAGCACAUGUGGGACCUUGUUAGACCCUGGAUUCAGUAGUAAGCACAGUACACAACUUUGGGUCAUGCCUGUCUUCAGAAGUCAUAUACUUCCCCCCUCCCCUGCAAGGUUUUUCCUUUAGCAUAGAAAAGCAACCUUUAAUACAGUUAGUUGCAAACCAGUUUUAAGAUGUUAUUAAGUAUAAGCUUUAACAUGUUUUGUUCAGAUUUCCUCUAUGACUUUAUAGUCAAUAAUAAUUAAUAUGUUUAUUUUUAGAAGCAAUAUGUAAUUUUUAUCCACCUAGGUAUAAAGCAAACGUUCCUUUCUCUAUGCCACCUAGCUGUAAGGAUACUCACAAAACAAACACACUGAAUCUCCAAAUCAUCCUUUAUUUUACAAAAUGUUUGCCGUGAGCCCAGUUGUCGAGGAGGGCAGGAAUCUUUGCAUUUAAAAGUUGCUUGCAAGUAAAAUGUGAGUGUGCAGGAUUGCAGUCUUAAAGCCUUAACUCUCCAUGAAAGCUAUAGCUAAAUACAGUCCUUUUUUAUAAUUUUGUAUGGAAAGCCUCUGUAUAAUGAUGAACUUUUAUUAGUAGCUUGUGUUUAUAUGAUAACAAUAUGUUUACCUUAGCCCACCUGUAGCACAGGAAGGAAUAGUAUAUUGGAGUCUGUCACUCCCUUGACCUACUGAAAUGCAAUCUGAGCCCAUGUAACAGCUGCAUAUUGUUUUCCUUUUUACACCUGUCUCCAUUUUUCAACUCUUUUUCAACUCCAUUUUCCUCUUGAUGUUGAAUUUUAGAUUAUAAGAUCCUCAGGACAGGGCGCUGUCUGCUGGAAGGUACUAUGCCCGCUGAUGGCACUGUCUAAAUUAAUAAUGUUUUGCUGCCAUUUACAUCAGGCAGUCCCUCAAGAACAAACUCAUUUAAACCUUGGUUUUGAGUUUGAGACUUCUAGAGCAACAUCUGAAUGCCUUUUGUUUGAAACUGUGCAAUCCUAAAUGGCUGCUCUUCUGUUCUUCAUAUAGAGUGCUAUAAAAGGAAAGCUACAGGAGCUGGGAGCAUAUGUGGGUAAGUUUCUGCCUUUAGUUGUAAAAAUAGGGCACAACAAUUCAUUUUUACUCAAAAGCAAGUCCCAUUGUAUUCAGUGGGGUUUCCUGCCAGGUAAAUGGGAAUAGGAUUGCAGAUCUAGUUUGGGGCUAUUUUCUUACAUGUAUGUACAAAGACUGUUCACCAUUUGUUAUUACUACCAAGUAUCCCAUAAUGAUUUAUAAUGUAAGCAGGUGCCACAUUUCCCAUCACUAUAUCUCCAUGCUGAGGAAAACAACACCUAUUGAAUUUCUGUCUGUUCCACAGUUGUGAAGGCAUUGAGCCAGGAUGGGGAACCCGUGGCUUUCCAGAUGAAAUCCUACUCCCAUCUGCCCCAGCCAGCAUUGCCUAUAGUAAGGGAUUAUGGGAGUUGUACUUCAGCAGCAUCUGGAAAGCCACAGGUUCGUCAGCUUUGGUAUGGGCCUGCUACCAUCUCUCAGCCUAACCCAUGGGUAGGCAAACUAAGGCCUGGGGGCCGGAUCCGACCCAAUCACCUUCCAAAUCUGACCCACAGUCAGUCUGGGAAUCAGCAUGUUUUUACAUGAGUAGAAUGUGUCCUUUUAUUUAAAAUGCAUCUUUGGGUUAUUUGUGGGGCCUGCCUGGUGUUUUUACAUGAGCAGAAUGUGUGCUUUUAUUUAAAAUGCAUCUCUGGGUUAUUUGUGAGGCAUAGGAAUUCGUCCCCCCCCCCAAAAAAAAAUAGUCCGCCCCCCCCCCCAAGGUCUGAGGGACAGUGGACCGGCCCCCUGCUGAAAAAGUUUGCUGACCCCUGGCCUAACCUGUCUCACACUGUAGCCAUCAGGAUACAGGGGGAAAGGCUUUUAUGCAACCCUAAUAACCUUGGUGUGCAUUUCUGUGUAACUCUUGUGUGUUUCGUUUUUAAUUGUAAAGCGCCUGGUUGUAGGUGCUAUAGAAAUAAUAAUGAGCAAAUAUCCAAAGCAGAUGUGCCACAUUUUUCUUCAUAUAUGGUUCCCCUUACUGGUGGGCAUUGAAAAUAAAAUCAGGAAAUAAGUAAAUAAAAAGGAAAUUCCAUACCACAAACUUAGUAAAGAAAAACCCACAAUAAAACAUAGGCAGUAUUCCGAAACAAGUUAAAUUGGGAAAAAGAAAGACCAGGAGGGAAGGGAAGAAGACCCCAGAAUUUCACAUUAAGUAUUCCUAUGCACUUCCACUUGGAAUUAAGUCCCACAGAAUUCAAUGCUGCUUAAUCCCAACUAAAGCAUGCAUAGAAUUGUGCUGCAGGGCCUUUUGCUAUCAGGGCUACUGUUUGCAACCAGCAACAUCUAUGUUCUAAUAGCGCACCUUUAAUCUGUACCCCUGGGAGUCUAACUAAUGGCCAAAAUACAUGGCUUCAUACUGUCUCUGGCCCAUGCCAUUUCCUGUAAUAAUUCUGUUUCUUUUCUUGUUCUAUGCCUGGGAUAAUCUGAAAGUUGCCCUCUCCCUUUUUUAUGACUGUUUCAUAGUCAAACUCUACAGCUGCCCUUAAAACAUUUAACAUCCAGUUAUAUUUCCCUUUCUUUAAAUCAGAUGAAGAGCUGCCUGAUUAUAUCAUGGUCAUGGUGGCCAACAAGAAGAGCCAGGAGCAGAUGACGGAGGACCUUUCCCUCUUUCUAGGAAACAACACUGUGAGAUUCACUGUAUGGUAUGUUUCUCAUCCCUCUAAUUCUUUGAACUAUAAUUCUUUUGUAGUCUGAUCCUGAAACCUCCACGUCUAGAUGAGUGCUUAGGCCAGGGCACAUGAAUAACCUUCACCUGUGCAACAUUGCAAAAUAAAGCCACCCAAGGCAGAUGAGCUCGUGGAAAUGGCCAGGACUAGGGGGUUCAGCUUAUUUUUCAGGUGCUGAGCAAAUGUGUCGUGGCAUAAGAACUGGUUCCAUUUCACAGAAGGAAGAAUACUAUGGUUUGACCAUCUCCUUUUCCUGAAUUUGAAUGGUAAAACUGAUGCAUCUUAAAACUCAUGACCUAGUUCUAUGUACUGAGUCAUUUUAUGGUUGGCUUUUACCUUAGUUGUCAAAUGAAGUAUAACAUCCAGCUUGAUGUUGCUGGGAGAACAACUCAGUUUACCGAGUUUCCCCACCCACCCAUUUCCUGGAUCCUCCUUUGAAAUGGGUCAGUGCAUCUGCUGUUGUUACGUGUGAUACAUGUGCUGUUUGGUAUUCUUUCAAUUUUGCACUGAAAUGCUGAAUUCAAAGCACAAGAGGCAACUAUGUGGAUAGGCCUUUAGCUGAUGAUAUUGAUAAAAACGGGGGUCAGAGAAAAUAAUAAAACUUUUUAUUGGUCCUGUUUAUUACUUUGGGUGGUAUGUUACUUUUGCUGGGGUUGUGAAUAUGUGAUGCAGAAGCUCAGUCAAGCAGUUAAGUUCACCACAGGAAACAGCCAUGUAGCAGAGUUGUCUUUACUAGGCCAACAUCAACACCCGCCCACACUAUUUACAGAUGUUACAUAUGUCUUCUCUCUCUCAGCCCAGAGAGGGUAUUUGAUUCAUACUCCUUGCUGAACAAAGUUCUAAGUCUGUUUGCAGAGUCCUGCAACAGCUUAGAGUUUUGUGAGUCCUGAAGUGUGGCCUUUCUCUCAGACAAGCUCUUUACAAAGUCGAAACAAAACAAAAUAAAUAAAAUAACAUAAAAAAUUAAAAAAUUCCUACCAGUAGCGCCUUAGAGACCAACUAAGUUAGUUAUUGGUAUGCACACGAAAGCUCAUACCAAUAACUAACUUAGUUGGUCUCUAAGGUGCUACUGGUAGGAAUUUUUUAUUUUAUUUUAUUUAUUUUGUUUUGUUUCAACUACGGCAGACCAACAUGGCUACUUACCUGUAAUCUUUACAAAGUGUUUGGACAACUCCACAGUGUUGCAACAGCCAGCUUCCAACAACUCACACUGUAUAUUUUAAGCUAAGCCCUUUUUUAUAUACACAAAGUUACUUGCCACAAAUCUGCCCAAUAACACUACAACUCCCAUCAUCCCUUACCACUGGUCCUGCUAGCUAGGGUUGAUGGGAGUUGUAGUCCAACAACAGCUGGAGACCCAAGCUCAAGAAACACUGAUCUAGAAAGUUUGAUGGCAGAGCAGGAUCUUGAAGUUGGUUUCCAGUACAGUGGUACCUCAGGUUACAUACACUUCAGGUUACAUACGCUUCAGGUUACAGACUUCGCUAACCCAGAAAUAGUGCUUCAGGUUAAGAACUUUGUUUCAGGAUGAGAACAGAAAUGGUGCUCCGGCGGCGCGGUGGCAGCAGGAGGCCCCAUUAGCUAAAGUGGUGCUUCAGGUUAAGAACAGUUUCAGGUUAAGAACAGACCUCCAGAACGAAUUAAGUACUUAACUGAGGUACCACUGUAUUCCAAUCCUGUGUGCUACACUGCAUUGCACUUGCCUCCAUGCUGAUAACUUGCAUUAAGAAAGUCAUUUGCUCUUUAUUCUAAAUUUUAUGACACUGGUCAACAUAACAAAGUGACAUAUCCCUUCAGAAAAUGCAUUUGAAGCAGAUGUUAGCCAUUAAAACAUUUUUCUUAUUUUUCAGGCUGCAUGGUGUGCUAGAUAAGCUUCGGUCUGUAACUACAGGUAAGUAAAGGAAAGACAACCUGGCUUAUUGUUUGGAAAUUAAGCAUCUUCAGGAAGGGAUAACGUGUGUAUGCUUUCAUUUACAUUUUAGACAUUAAAAAUAAUUAUUGUUGUGUGUUGUUAUGUAAGAGUUUAAUUAUUAUGACUGUACAGAAAUUAGAAUUUUAAGAAACGUUCUCAUGCAAACAGGGAAAAUAUUAUUUUGAAAGCAUGUAUUACUCAAUGUGAACUGAAGGAAGUGCAUUUCUGUUGAAAUCUGCAGCGAAACAUAUUUUACAGUUGUGUGUAAAUACUUCAUUGAACUUUGAAAUAAGAUAAGGAAUACCUGUAUCUGCAGAACCUACCAACUUAAAAUCUUCUGAAUCGAACAUCUUUGAGAGCAGUUUGCCUUCUGUCAAAAGCAUUUCAAGUGGAAAUGAGGAGAGAAGUGGGGAGGAAGUCCUACAGCCCCUUACAGUCUCAAGUUCUCGACCAGAAAGGAGUGACUCUCGAGUUUCAACCAGCUCCCAGGAACAGAAAAUUGCUGCCUCCCGGUAAGGUUCUCACGUCUUAAAAACCAGUAACACAUAGUGGUUAUGCACUCAUUUGUUCAUUGCAUUUCUGUAUUGCUUUUCUGCCAAGCCACCCAACUGCUAUUUACAAUUUUGAAAUGCUAAAAUAAAUACUAUAGAGCAGUAAUACUGCCUUAUUGGACAUUAUCUUUUGAACAGCACAAUUGUUGCACCGCUUAGAAACACUGAUGAUUGAGUGGUGUGUUUGUGCAUGCACCUUAAAUAGCAACAACAACAUUCUCGUAUGAAAUAAAGCCUUGUGGGAGCCUACAUAAAUGCAUUCCAUGGGUUGUGCUUGCCUCUCACAUUGAUAGUUUGGUGUUGAAGCUGAUCAUCAAACUGGAGGACUUUUUGAUUCUUUUGAAAGAGGUUAGGGACAUUGUGCCCCAGAAGUCACAAGGGCAACCUGAAACAACACAAGCAGCUGCAUAAAUAUGUGAUGUGGGUUUUCUUGGGGCAGGCAGAAAUAAUUGUUUUGAAUGGGAAAAUUUGAAUCUGAACAUUUCAAAUGAGGAUAAUUUGCAUUGGGAAAUUUUCAUUUGGUCUAGAGAAUUAUCUAAAUCAUCAUGCUUAUUUUACUUGAAUUUAGUAAGCUGAGCUGAAAGCUUUGAAAUUACCAAGCUUGCCUGACUUUAUUGGUAUCAGUUCAUUGUUAUUAAUUAACUUUGGAAAGCAAAAAAAAUCCCACCCCACAUCAUUGGAAGAGAUACUGUGAGCAGGGAAUAGUGGUCAGCUAAAGUUCCUUGAUUUAAGAGUUGCCAUUAGAUCUGACCAGCUGCUUGCGUGAGGUUGCUGGUUGCUUGCAACCAUCUCCAGAUGCAAUUGCAGUCUCGGUGAACAAGUCAGAUUAGAAAGUUUUAUGCAAAAUAAUUAAAAAGAAAACAAUUUUUCUUCAUCAUAGCAAAGUUUCUAACUGAGGGGAAGAGUUUCAACAAUUCAAGUUUGAAAGGGGUGUGUAUAAACCUGUAUGGUACUCUACAGUUUGUGGGGUUGUUAGAAGAAGUGUCUAAUAUGAAAAUAGAAAAACAACAACUGUUUUUUCACCCUAUAUGUUAUUUUCCGACAUGAAAUGGACUGAGUAGGUCCUAAACUAAACAUGUAGGUUUCACAACUUAAAACAACAAUUUGUGCUGUCACUGUGACCUCUAGUAGCCUAUGUACAUAGGGUUUUUUCUGGUCUUCUCAGUCAUUCCAGUGGGGUUAGAAUUGCCCCAAAGCGGCAGAAGCAAAAACAGAUUUUUCUUUCAAUUUGACCCUGAAGCACCUUAUAGCAAUUCACGCCUCCUCAUAGGUGAGGACUACCUGGAACAGAGCUGUGAAAGUUUGACAAACAUGUUCUUAUGCUCCCUCCCCAAUUUGGAGGCUUCAAGCAAGCAUUUUCUUGACAUGAGGUAGAGGUAAUAUUUUCUCUUUUCACGCAGGCAGCCUCGCCAAGACACCUCCCCAUCUCUCCUGAUGUCAACUGUGAAACCUCUCAGGGAGCUGUCCCCCUUGGAAGCUGUGAUCGACAUUAAGCCUGAGCCGGAUGACCUCAUUGAUGAAGACCUCAAUUUUGUGCAGGAGAAUCGGCUGCCCCGGAAGAAGCCUCUCGUGACGGUGACUUACGGUUCCUCCCGCCCAUCUGCUGAAAUCUACCGCCCACCAGCAAGCCGAGGUGCAGAAGGCAACAUGCACUUUCAGAGAAUGCCACAACAGAGUAGCAUACAGACUGGCAAGCAGCUUGACAUGCAGGGCGGCAGGUCACUGGAAGCUGUCCAGCUCUGCGAUCCAGACGUGUUUGGCAGCUUGGCUGAGAGUUACAGGCCCACUGCCAAAGGGAAUGCUGAUAAAAUUAGCAGUGAGGUAAGUAUGUAAGCCCAAGCUAUGCUGGUAAUUUAACAUGUACUCAACAAACGGAGGUCACCAUGGACACUUGGAGUCCCCUGUUCUAAACAUAGCAAGAGUGGUCAAAAAUAUCUCACGCAUGGCAUCUAAACCUUGUGGCAUCCAGAUUCUAGUUGCUUUAGUGGCUAGGGGGUGAAAAAUGUGUGUGUGUGUGUGUGUGUGUGUGUGUAUGGUGUUAGCCUUAAAUAGGGUGAGUAGCAGUUGUAGCCCUCACCUGGGCAUAGAUGGGCCCUGCAUGAGUGUUAUGUGUCCAUUUUUCUUAGGUUUGUUCAUUGGCUAAUACUAAAUAAGAGGAUUUCAAGUUUCCUGUCUUUGGGGAGCUCCUGUCACACUGAUGUAUCUGACUGGAACUCCUUUGUGUUGUAGAAUAUUCUGGAGAAGGCUCCUGGGCAAUAGUCUUUAAUGUUUCCAGACCCAGGACUCGCCUUUAACCCAAUGUAAUGCAUUUGCAGACCCAUUUCUUAGUUUUUACUCAAUAUUUGUAUGGUGCUGUUGAUACCCACCUUGGGUCUCAACCUGAUGGUUAUUCCCAACCCUCCAGUUGAAGACCAAUGGCCUAAGGUCUUCACUUACCCAGAGAGUCAGUGUAGUAUAGUGAUUAGAACGCCAAGACCUAGGUUCAAAUUCCCACUCCUCCAUGAGCAUGGCCUAGUCUCCAUAGCUAAGCCUAACCCUACCUCACAGGGUUGUUGUGCAGAUAAAGUGGAAGGAACCUUGUAUGGCACCUAAGUGCCUUGAAAAGAGAGAGGGGUAAUAAAUAGAUAGGCACAGGCUGCAGCACUGUAUGAGCUAAGAGUGCACCUGAGUUCACACCCAGCACUCUUGAUGCAUCAGCUGUCAUUCAGAGAAGCUUGACUGCCUUUGCUGACCUUGUCACUGAGCAACCCUGAACAUUUGCUAGGAAAAAUGAGAGUUCCUUGGAAUGAGGUUUGAAAAUAAUCGAACUAAGCUGAACUUGAGGGUAAAACUAACUUAUCUUGUUUAUCAGGCUGCUGUUCUUAGAACCUUGCCUGUUAAAGUUGUGUGACUUGGUUUCCAGAUCCCUGCAUAUUCUAGAGUCUGUCAUUGAAUCAGCCUGUGGUCAAUCCCAGCAUUAGCUCUCGGGUCUUUUGUAGAGCAAAGCACACUGUAAGAAAGGAAAUGGGAUGAAUGGAUAUGUGGCUUUCAGUACCUAUUUGCCCCAUACUCUAAUGGGACAGUAUCCUUGUGACCACUUGUUCUAUGCACUCGGCGGCUGCUUCCUCCACCCCAGAUCUUUUAGAAGGGCAUAUAAGUAUCAUUGUUUGUUUUAAGUAAUUGGCUUCAGUUUGGGAUCCUCAUGUCAGAAGCCUCUGGUUCAAAUCAGGGGUGGGGAACCUCAGGCCCAGGGGCCAUUUGGGUCCCUCCAGGCCUCUAGCCCUGAGAUCCUCCCCAGGCCACACCCCCUUCUGAGGUCAAAUGCUUCAUCAACCCUUCUAUGCACCCUCCUGCAGUGGGUGCUUGCUUGGAUAGAGAGGGCUGCAUGAAGAAACUAGCCUACUGUACAAAGGUAAUAGAUUCAUUUUUUGCUUUUUGUCAGCUUUUUCCUCUGGCCUUACCCACUUCUGGCAUGGGGCCACUGGAAGAUAACCUAGACAGCAAUGUGGUCCGCUGACUUAAGUUGUCGUAGCCAAUAGCCCCAAAGGAGAAAGAAUUUUUGUAUACAUACUCUGUGUCUGGAAGUCUGGAAGUCGAUGAGGGUGAACAAACUGAAACUCCAGACAAGACAGACAUAUGUAUGUAUGCCUAUAUGUAUUCAUUGUUAAUCAUAUUUGUUAGACCCCCUUCAUAAAACAAGUUCUCUAGGCAUUGUAUACAGUCAGUUAAAAACAUAAGAAUGAUUCAGUAAAAAAUAAUAAUUCAGUGACUCUUAAAAAAACUAACCUAAACUAACUAAAAACUAACCCGGCAAGAAACAGAAAUACAGAAAGGCCAACAGAAAUACAGAAAGGCCAACCCAAUAAAAGAAAAUACAGACCACAUGAGCUGAAAACAGUGAGCAAAUACUGCAGUUAACACUAUCAACUGUAGCACAGGGACUAAACUAAUGAGAUCUUUAAAAAGGCCUGGGAGAACAAAAAAAGUCUUAGCCCAGUAGCAAAAGGAUGACAAAGAAAGCUUCCUUAGAGAUAGUACAUCCUGCAAGAUGGAGGCACUUCCAAUGGAGAGGGCACACUGAGAAGGGCCUCUGUAGAUGACCUCAGGGUUUGGACAGGUCGUGCUGAUGAUCCUGGGCGAGGAGCUCAACCUGUUUGGAUAGAGUUACCCUCCCCAGAAGCAGCAGGUUCACAGCUUGGGUGUGCUGCUAGAACUGUCUGUGCUCUUGCAUGUGGAAGUGACAAUAGUGCCCUGGAUUGCCUUUGACCAACUCCAUCUGAUUUGGCAGCUGUGCUCUUUCCAGGAGAAAUCAAAUCUAGCAUGGUUAUUUCCAGGUUGGAUUACUCUAAUGUGCCUUAUGUGGAGCUGCAAGCCAGGAAUGUCAAGCGAUUCAGAAUGCUGGGGCCCGUAGGGUCUACCAUUUUACGCCUGUUUUGUACAAGCUUCAUUGCUACAAAUUUGCUUUCAAGCUCAAUUCCAGGCGCUGGCCUUGACCUUCAAAACUGGCAUGGGACCAAACCAAUGUACCUUCUCCUCAUCUUCUCCUCUCUGAACCUGCAGGAGAUCUUGGCUCAGUUUUUAAGGCCACUUUCACUGUCCUCCCAUCAACAGAGCUGCAGUUGGUGUAGUGGCACCAGUACUUUGGAACAACCCCCUUAAUGAGCACACACAUCAAACUGUUUUAGACCAGCUGACCAUUUUUAGUCAAGUGCCUUCAGAUAAUGUCUGCUGGUGUGUUUUAUCGAUGUUGUUGUUGUCGUUUCUAAGACUGUAUUUUAAAUUGUGUUGGUGUUGUAUCUUUGAAAGGCAUGGAACGGCGGGAUAUAAAUAUUUAAAUGAAUAAAUAAUAAAAUACCGCCCCUUGUCAUGUCUGCCUCUCCUUUUCCCAUUGUCUCCUCCUCUGUCAAAAAUUUGUAAAGCCUUUGGGACAUUAAAACACCCCGACACGUCACUCCAUAUAUCAGUGCAUACAAUGGUGGCGCUAAGCAGAACCACUAGUGGGAAGCGGGAGGCUUCUGAGUAUUCCUCAGGUUACAGUUUCAAUCCACUUUAUAACUUGAGUAGUGUGUUACUUUAAAAACAAACACAUCAGUGGAUUAUUUUGGAGGGACCAGCACUAGCUUAUUGCAAAGUAUUAAAAUAAGUCACACAUGUUGUAGGUGCCCUUCUCAACAAAUCCCCCACUCUUAACAGUUGAUCAUACAAAAUUGAUAAUCUUGCUCUGGACCUGAUCUUCUCAGUCACAUCUAGCUAAUCUCACCAUAUUUUGGGCUGUCAUGAUAUUAGCUACUGGUUCCUUUCCUCCAUGGUGGAUGUGGCUCUUCUGUCCUUUUUUGCUGUGUGUUAGUGUCUUCUGCACUCACCCAUUGUGUAAAGGGGGCAGGAUACUAUCAAUCAUUACAUUCUUAGGUAUAGAUGAGUAAGUGGCUGGGAGUAAAAAUAUAAAUUUGUUUUCUUUAGAAGGCAGAUUUCUAACUUCCCUGGUUGUGAAUGUACAUAUUGAUUUGUGGGGGUGGGGAGAGAGAGAAUGCAAGAAGGACUUGCCAAAUAACUUUUGUUAUUUAGCAAAUAUUUUGUUAUUUAACUUUUGUUAUUUUGUUAUUUAGCAGGUGAUAAUUUAUUUAUCGUACAUGAGUUUCUGGCUUUCCAUCUUAGGGCUCAUCCAGACAUCCUUUUGUGCUGUGUUUCUAGGUACACAUUUGUGUUUGAAAGUGCUGUGUCCAAGUCCCUUUUUUCUUUUUUUGCCCUGGCACUUUCCCUGCCCAAACCAGCUAUUUACCCCUGAACCAGAGCAAUCUGCAGAAAGCCCCUAAUUGCUGUUUCAUCUGAUCCAGCAUUAAAAAGCAGGUUUUCACUGAAAAGGGCCAGGACAUUAAAAAAACGCUCGGACACAGCACUUUAAAGAUUGGAUCUGUGCCUAGGAAGUGUGGAGCAAAAGGUUAGUGUGGAUGAGCCCCUAGUGUUUGACCAGGCUCCUCUUCAUGCUUAAUCACAAACACUCAUUCUGUCUCUCACCGCUCUUCCUCCCUGUAUUAUCCUCCUCCCGCCUUGCUGCCUCUGAUUUUUGCAGUAAGUCAGCCAAUAAAUCUGCACAAAUUUUGCCCUAGCAUCCAUAAUUCUUGGUGAAUAAUUUUAGAAUUUGGAUUCUUUUUAAAAUGCAAGCUGCCUUGAUGAAGGUGAUUGCCUUUUUUUGUUCUUGUGUGUUUUGCUUUUAAAGCUGUAUCCUGCAUGCAUUCUUUCCCUCCAGCUCUUCCUUUCGUGAGUUGCUGAUGAAAGUGUCAUGGAUUUGAACAAAGGGGACUCAGAUUGAAAUUCCACGAAGCUCAUUGGGCAACCAUAGUGAUUGACACUCUGCUUUCCCUCCUUCACAGAGCUGUUGUGAGGGUAAAAUGGAGAAACCACCCACCUGCUCUUGUGAGCUCCUUGAGGGGAAAGCAGGAUGUGAAUGUGAUAAAUAAAGGUUGAAAACCCAACCUGACCCCCCCCCUUUGUGCUAAGAACCUCUUAUUGCGGUGGGAUCCUGAGGUUAUCCUGAAAAUGGGACAGGUUGGGGUAACGGGAAGAGAAACAAAACAAAACAACAUGAGCUCAGCUCCCCAAGAAAAAGUCAAUUGAACACCUGCCAUUGCUUUUAAAUAUAGUGUGGGGAGUUUGACUAAUUGAUCCACUGGGAACCAUCCACCUCUGAUUCCAAAACAACUUUCCGAAGCAAAAUUGGAGGGGGCAGGUGGAUGAGAAAGAAGCGAGGACUUGCUGUGGUAGAUGUUGGCUUUGAGUGGUACAGCAGGGCAAAUAUGAUCAUCUGAAUCACUCUUGGGGUGAAGGGAACUAAGGCUUGAAUACGGCAUAGUACCUGUGAAUCUGGGUGCUGUUUCUGGAAUUUUAACAGCUUGUUCAGUACAUUUUUUAAAUUAUUAUUAUUAUUAUUAUUAAUUAUGUUGCACUUUAGAAAACGUCAUGUUUCUUCAAAGAUUAAGUACAUGCUUUUGAUCCAUCCAGUUGUCCCAAUUUGCAUGUGUGUGUGUUUAAAGUUUUAUACACACACAUAACCAUACCUUUCUCUAAUAUAUUCACCAACAAAUGUACAUGAUGUUUAGGAAAUUCAACACAGCAAAACCCCAGAGGGAGUCAGGAGCAAGCAAAGGUAUAAUUGUGAUUACUUCAGUUACAUGGUGUGGUUUUUUGGGGGUUUUUUGCCUGUUAACAGGCUUCACUCACCAUCAGGCAUGGAAAACACAUUGGACAUGGACAUUGGGAAAACCAGCCACUUUUUCUUUUUCAAAGCAAAAUCAAUUAUAGUUACGUUGUCCUGGAAAUGCCUGCCUUAAAGGGGAUGCUACAAAUUUCUCAAACAAAAACGUAUAAAAUAAAUUAUCGUAUUUCUUGCAGGAAGAAAACUUGAGGAAGAGAAAACUCCCAGUUGUAAGCUCUGUAGUCCGAGUGAAACGGUUCAGCAACGAUGGAGAGGAGGAGGAGGAAGAGGAAGACUGUGGACUCCGUCUGGGAGGCAUCUCCAGCAGCGUAUCUGUGCCUGCAAAACCUGAGAGAAGGUACCUAAGAAUUGUGGGGUUUGAAUUAGGCCAAAGAAAGUAAGCAUCAAGAUAGAUUGUCCUGAGUUCCUGAUGUGCCUAAGCUGUUUCUGGGUGUCUGGCCACAUUGCAAGAUCAAAUGAUGCCAUAUGCCCAAGAAAAUACAUUAGAAGUAAUUUUGUUGCCAUCGUAUUGCUUGAUUAUUUAAGGCCUGGCUUUUACAGUAAAUGAUUGCUUACGGAGGAGAAAACAAAUGCAAGCCCUGGCAACCUGGGAGCAGCACGCUAGUAGGAACUGUUGCCAUUGCUGCAGGGUGAUCAAGUGGAGAGAGGAAUUGCCAACUGAACCAGAAACUGAUGGGUAGGAGAUGCCUCGGUGAGCGUCGUGUGAACCCACAGUUGCUGGUUGUCCCAACAACCAGGGUGGGACUUCCCUUCCACCUUAGCUUUCGCGCAGUGUUUUCCCAGCAGUGCCUCGCAGGCCAGUGCUGAUCUCAAGAUGUAUUUUGCUGUGGAUCCAAAAGUUGGAUCCAACAGUUAUUUCAUUAUGUUUGCAGAAAAGGGAAUGGGGUCAGAGAGGACUACAGAAGAUCAGGAGCGCAUCCAUAUUGGCCUCUGCUGCCGCCACAGCAGAAGCGUGACUUCUGCAGUCGCUGGAUGUAUGGCAGGGGAUUGCAGAAUAUUAAAGGGUGCCCUCUCUGUGGAGAGGAAUGCCAGGAGAAGAGAAAUCAGUCCUAUUUCAGUAAUAGGAUGCGUGGCUCACAGAGUAGCACAGAAGGUGGCAGACGCAAUAGGGCAGCUGAUGAUCAAAUAACUCCAAAAAUUCUAGUCUGUGCACCUCGUGAAGAUUUCAGGCAAGCCUUUGAAAACACAGCAUAGCAAUACUUCACUCUUCUAUGGUUCUACAAUGACAAAUUAAUUUCCUUGUAUCUUUUUUUGUUCAAUGCCUCCAGGCCUUCGCUGCCGCCUAACAAACAGGCCAAUAAGAAUUUAAUAUUGAAAGCUAUCUCUGAAGCCCAGGAAUCUGUUACAAAGACAACAAAUUAUGCUGCAGGUAAGUGACUGUAGUUUGACAGGGACACGUGAGCUCCAAGCCCAGUUUAGUAAGCCUGAAUGAAUCGAGGCACAGGAAGAUAAACCUAAACAGCAACAUAUCCAAAAGAUCACUGCCACCACCUGUGGCAUGAGUCAUAAUGGUUUGCUAUCUUACUUCAACUACAGGUGUUCUAAGUUAGCAUGUUUGUUUUAUCUUUGAUUAUUGCUGUUAGGGUCAUAGGAAGCUCCCUUCUACCGUGUCAGGCUAUUGGUCCAUUGUAUUGUCAAACCUGAUUGGCAGUGACUCUCCAGUGGCGCGAGACACAAGGGAUUGAACUUAAGAUCUGUUGUGAAUGCUAACCGUGCUUAUUUUGCAUAUGUUUAAGUUUUAACAUCAGGCAAUACACCGAGCAUCUGAUGAGGUGGACUUUAGUCCCUGAAAGAUCCUGCCAUCAUCCAUGUUAAGGUGCCACUGUUUGUUGUUUUAACUGCGGUGGACUUAACAUGGCUGCCCCUCUGGAAAUGGUUUUUGGUUUGACACUGAAAACACCAGCCCCACAGAUCAGUUUUCAUUGCAAGAUCACAAGUGAGAUGUUUGCUGCAGAGCUGGCACCAAAUGGUGUUGUAAGUGAACAGAAGCCCCACUUGUUACGGAAAAGCUCCCACAGUCUCUCUUAUGCCCUAUCUAUGCCCUGGACUAACAACCUCAUCCCAGACAUGUCUAUUUGCACAUUUAUUGAAGCUUAUUCCCAGGGAAGUGCGGAUUGCAGGCUAAAGCUGGGAUCCGUAGUGCUGUGAGGGAACUAGAAGUACCCAACACAGAAUUUUCAGUACAGUUAUAAGGAUUCUUUGGGGGAAACCAUGAUGGUUAAGUGGGUAUAAAUCUUACUUUAAGCUCGAUGUGCAGAUCGGUCUUUAAGUCUCUGAAAUAUUUCUAUAUUUCUCUGAUGGGAUUUACAUUCCACCUCUCCUAGCAGAAGGUUUUCAAGAUUGCUUACAGCUUUAAGGACUACAUUGCAAUAGUAAAAACAACCCAUGAAAUGGAGCAUUGAAACCACACAUUAAUGUUCUAGCAUUGUAGCCUUGCUGAGAAUCUAAAGCCCACUGUAAUCUUCUGGCAUUGGCAGGAAGGGCCUUCAGUGGCUCCCCCUCAAGUAAGAAAGGACUGUGAGAAGUGCUGGCAAAUCUUCUUGCCCCCUAGAUGAUGAUACUGUAUUAGCAGCCAGAUGGAAACAUCAGUGCAACCGGAUAGCUUAUCAUUUCUCUGCUGGCUGUCUAUCCAGUGUGUCAGCUAACAUUUGACUGAGACAAAUGUUCCCCAAACCAACACAUUCUUUUUUUUAAAAAAAAAAUAUUUUUAUUAAUUUUCCAAUAUAAAAAACAUACAAAACAAACAUCUUAUUUAUCACCAACAUCCUCUUUUUUUUUUUACUCCCCCCAGCCUUUCUGAUGAUUCUCCGUUCUAUUUACUUCUUCCACAUUUCUCAAUAUUGCACUACCUUAAUAUCUUAAUUAUCCCUUAUUUUUUAAAAAACAAUAUUUCUGCCUUACAUUUUCACAGAACUUCCUGAAAACCUACAAACGUUAUUUGAUCAUCACAUAGUGUUUGCAUAUACUCUGUAAAUUUAAUCCAGUCUUCAGUGAAUCUCUGGUCACGUCGAUUCCGGAUCCUUCCUGUUAAUUUAUCAAGUUCCGCGUAAUCUGUCAAUUUCAUUCUCCAUUCUUCAAUCGUAGGCAAUUCUUCUUGUUUCCAUUUUUGGGCCAACAAUAUUCUUGCUGCUGUUACUGCAUAUAAAAACAACUUCCAUUCUUUCUUAUUAAUUUCAUUUCCUAUUAUUCCUAGUAAAAAUGCUUCUGGUUUCUUAGUAAAUGUAUAUUUCAACAUUUUUUUCAUCUCAUUAUAUUGUUGUUGUUUAGUCGUUUAGUCGUGUCCAACUCUUCGUAACCCCAUGGACCAGAGCACGCCAGGCACUCCUGUCUUCUAUUGCCUCCCGCAGUUUGGUCAGACUCAUGUUUGUAGCUUCGAGAACACUGUCCAGCCAUCUCGUCCUCUGUCGUCCCCUUCUCCUUGUGCCCUCCAUCUUUCCCAACAUCAGGAUCUUUUCCAGGGAGUCUUCUCUUCUCAUGAGGUGGCCAAAGUAUUGGAGCCUCAGCUUCACGAUCUGUCCUUCAAGUGAGCACUCAGGGCUAAUUUCCUUAAGAAUGGAUGCGUUUGAUCUUUUUGCAGUCCAUAGGACUCUCAAGAGUCUCCUCCAGCACCAUAAUUCAAAAGCAUCAAUUCUUUGGCGAUCAGCCUUCUUUAUGGUCCAGCUCUCACUUCCAUACAUCACUACUGGGAAAACCAUGGCUUUAACUAUACGGACCUUUGUUGGCAAGGUGAUGUCUCUGCUUCUCAUUAUAUAUCAUCUCCCAAAAGCUUUUUACUUUUUUACAUUCCCACCACAUAUGGUAGAAUGUUCCUUCUUUUUCCUUACAUUUCCAACAUUUAUUACUUACUUUAUACAUCUUUGCUAACUUCACUGGUGUAACAUACCAUCUAUACAUCAUCUUCAUCACAUUUUCUUUUAUUGUGGUACACGCAGUGAAUUUCAUUCCUUCCUUCCACAAUUUUAUCCAAUCAUUCAGUUGAAUAUUAUAUCCAAAAUCUUUGGUCCAAUCUAUCAUAACCGAUUUCACCUCUUCAUCCUUUGUAUACCAUUCCAAUAAUAAUUUAUACAUUUUAGAUAAAGUUUUAACUUCAUUUUUUAAAUAUUUCCUGUUGAAACCUUGAUUCCUUAUCAGCAAAACCUCUUUGUACUAUAUCAUUUUUAAACAUUUCAUUAAUCUGAAAAUAAUGCAGCCAAUCAUUAACAUAUUCUUUAACCACCUCAUAUGGUUUCAAUUUCCAUUUACUUCCCACUUUCUUUAUUAAACUCUUGUAUGUCACCCAAUUCCCCCUCAUAUUAAUCUUCUUCACACUCAAUACCUCCAAUGGAGAUAACCAAUAUGGGGUUUUUGGCUCUAAUAGAUUUUUAUAUCUAUCCCAAACUUCAAUGAGAGAUCUUUGAAUUAUAUGAUUUUCAAAACCCUUAUGUACUCGCUUCUUAUCCAACCACAAAUAUGCACGCCAACCAAAUCUGUUGUCAAAACCUUCCAAAUCUAACAUUUCUGUAUUUUCUAAUUUCAUCCAUUCUUUCAACCAACAGAGGCACGAUGCUUCAUAAUAUAAUUUCAAGUCUGGCAGGACGAAGCCUCCUCUAUCCUUUGCAUCUGUCAAUAACUUAAACUUUAUUCUCGGCUUCUUGCCCUUCCAGAUGUACUUUGAAAUUACUCUUUGCCACAUUUUCGGUAACACACUCAUCUUUAUCAUAGCAAUUCUUCCCCAAAAUGACAACUUCAUUCUUCCCCACACCAAACCAACACAUUCAAGUGAAAGCAGAAGUAUAGACAAAAGACAAAAGCAGAAGGUUCGUGGAGCGAUAAAGGGGUAGCUUAUUAAUUAAUGUCUUUGAGGAUAUUUCACCCCUCCCAUUGCAAGAAUCUGCUGACAAUGUUUCAGAAAGGAGGGGGCGGAUUUUGCUCAUCGCUUCUUCCGCUCCAGCCUGACUUCAAAGGGAGUCUGAGUGUUAUCUGUAUAUAGAUAAGGUGACUGCUCAAGCAGCUGUAACACUCAUGCAGUCCAGCGUCUCCGAUUAGUCUUUAGUUUUCUCAGUAGCUGUAGAGAAUAAAAGAAGUUAUACUUCAGAGCUGUCGUUCGUGUGGUUCAUACUCUGCUGUGCUCCGCUGACUUUUGGAACUGAGUUUUGGUGCUCACAGCUCUAAGUUGUAAGUGCACAGCACUUAGACCACCUCCCUGCAGUGGAAGGUCUCUGGGAGUGCUUUUCCAGCUCGCCUGGCCCAGUCGGGGCUGAAGAGGUUGAGCCCAGUCGUUGGCACUGGCUCAAAGGCGAAGCUGACAGUCUUGAGUUAAUUUCGUGCCAGAAAUCCGUCUGAAAGCCACACUUUUAUGAGGUUAGAAAUUGCUGCUUCUUUUGGCCUAUUUGUCUAGAUUUCUAGAGAAUGCAAUUAACUUUUGUGAUAAUGAAUCAUCUGCUCUUUGCAUAUCAGCCUUUGAUGAUUUGUUUCUUUUUUAUUUGUGGAAAGUGCCAGCAAAGCAGACAGUUCCUGUGGCUCCCAGAACCCGGACAUCUCAAGAGGAAACCUUUCUGGAAGUGAUGCAUGGCCAGAGCCGGCCGUCCAGAGGGAACUCCCAGAUACAGGAAGAAGAGCCAAAGGAACAAGCAUUAGGGAGACUUCCAGGUGAUACUGAAUAAAGUGCUCUGUUCUCAAGGAGAGGUUAAUUCUGUUCUCCAGCCCAAAAACGUGUGUUAUGCUGCAGGCACAUGUAAUUCUGUUGAAUAGGAAUCUCAACCCAAUAAGCCUCAGAUUCUUGUGUGCUUCUCUUUCAUUUCCUCACUAUAAUGGAGGGGGCCCCCACAUUUUCUGUUAUUGGUGGUGAAGCCCACCAGCAAGGCAUAAAGUCUCUUUUCCCACAAAUCCGGCAACUGGAAUUUAGUGGCAUUCAUUGCCUCUAAAUGGAGAUGUUCCAACUAGCUAUUGUGGGGUAGCCAUCCAAUUAGCCAAGGGUGGACCUAUUUAUCCAUCUUAAAUUUGCCUUAAUCCCCUUUUAAAGGCAUCCAAGGUAAUGUUGAUUUCAUGAGAUAAAACCAGCUACAGAGCAGGGAGGCAGUGCAGAAGCCCAAAGUCCACUUCCAGUCUCUCUAGGAAGAAUCCAAGAGUAAAGUAUUGCUCAAAUAGGUCCAUAGAGGAAGAGGCAGAAAUCUCCUAGCAUUGUGCAGAUGAGUAGAAUAAGUGGAAGCUGAUUGUAAGAGAAUCCCGUGCCUUGUGGAGGGUGGGAGAGCACUUGUUAAGAAUAGAGUUGCAGGAAGUGACUGCACAGCUGUCCCUUAAUUUGCGUUGCACAGGCAGUAAAAUACUUUUUCAUUCCACGUUUAUUUUAGGAACCCAGCAAAGGCAGCUCUUUUCCCGUCUCCAGAUAGAACCGGCCAUUGGAGAAGCAUUACAAAAGGCACAAGGUUAGCUGUGGUUGUUUAAUAAAAAAGAAAAAGAAAUCAGGCUUCCCAAAGCCUCCUUACAGCCAAAACUCUGUAUAUUUUAGGUUUAAAACAGUGCCAUUUAACUUUUAUUAGGUUAAAGUCCAAAUCGUAUUUGGAAAAAAAAGUCCCUUCAGUGUUUUGCUAAUGGGAAGGUACUUAUUUUGUCACCUGCUGUCAAAGCCAAUCCCAAGUGGACUUUGUGUUACUAUGUCCGACGUUGAUGCAUUAAUUUUGUGUUGAAGAAAGAAGCUUAAAUUACUUUUAUUUCAGAUUGUAGCAAACUGUGGAGUUCUUUUGAAGGCCUUCAUUUGACUGAGUGGUCUGAAGCACAGAUCUGUUCAUUCUGUUUGCCUUGAAAGCCCUCUUGGGAGCUUCUCUGAGGAAAGUCCCAUUUAAAUAGAUGAAAUCAAACAGAUGGAUUAUUGGGCUGGCACCAUUUAUUUCAGGGAGACUUGCACAGGGGGAAAUUCCUGAUGGGUCACGUCAAAGGCAUUCAUUCUGACUGCACUGUAAUAGCCACCUUUGUUCAAGCAAUGAAUCUUGGAUAGCUUUCCACACAACAUCCCAUGUACUUAAGAGAUGCUUUUAAUGCAGUCAUGCAAUGGCCUGCACGGGUUGGCCAUCCCCCCUGUGCCCCCUAUUUUGCUUGCUCUCUCUUUCCCCACCAAUGCCACUCUUGCUCAAUUAACAUCCAAUACUAGUUGCUUCUCCUGGCGCAGAGCUAGCAGCAGGGAUAGGACUAUACAUGUGCAUAGCUCUGUGCCACGUUUAACACUGUGUGCUGCAGCGGUUGCAAGCAUGGUUUCUUGUGGCCACUCUUGUAUCCAUUAAAGGACCGCUGGGCCAGGAGUGACGAGAGCAUAUGAACUGAAUUAGCAGCCUAUCUAGUGCAGUGCCAUCUUGACUUCAGUGGCUGCUUGUACAGGCAACUCCCCACUUACUCUGAGGUUACAUUCUAAGCUCUCGCACACAUAAGUGAAAUGUGCGUUAGUGGGGAGCCCACUGCAGUAAGUGCAGCUUCCCAUAUAACAGCUGUUGAGCAGGGUAGUGUGGCAGCAGUGAGAGCUCCUGUGUGCCAUUUGGGGCCCUUGGAGUCUUUUCUUCUAGACUUUUGGCUCACUAGCAUCCUAUUUGGGCUCUUGGAGGGUCUCCUUACCAGCCACAAGGACUUUCCAGCUCUCCCACCAUUUCAGGUUAGAAUUGAUUGAUUGAUUGAUUGAUUGAUUGAUUUCCUGGUGCCGUGUGUAUAUGUGGUCGCACACAAGUGAGGGGAUGCCUGUCCAGUUCUGUUCCUGCUGCAGUGGAAAAUAUGCUAGUUUAAUGCUCAGCUGGGCAGGCUGCGUGACUUUGCUUAUCCUCAUUAAAGAGCUUCACACUUGUCCCCAUGCUUGGGUUACGACAGCCUGAUUCGAACACUUCUGCCAUUUUCUCUGGCUUAGAUUACUAUGACUUGGAAUCGAUGGUCCACACAGACACCAGAUCGUUUAUCUUGAAGAAGCCCAAGCUAUCUGAGGAGAUAAUGGUGUCCCAGAAUCUGGAAGUGGGUAAGAGGGCCUCGGAGGCCUUACAGGCACUCUCAGGACGGCUCAUACAGACAAGGUAAAAAGUUGUUUCUUAAAAAUUCAGUAAAAGGCUUAAGAAACUCAAGCUUACUUACCUAGUUGCAGCAACUGGCAUACCUGAGUCUCAAGCUUACUUACCUAGUUGCAGCAACUGGCAUACCUGAGUGGUGUGUUUUGGUGCUCAGUUGCAUCAUACAUAGGGAAAUGUCAAAGGGGUUGUGUGAAUUAGGUCUCUUAGCUUUGAAGAUGUGUUUACUCCUUUUCUAAAAAAGAUAGCCAUGGUGAAUUGCUCUAGUUCCUCUCCCUAGCUUUUUUUUACCUGCCUUCAAAUGGCUCAUUAAAUGACGGGGCUGCUUUAGUCCAAUAAUUCACAAACUGCUAGCACAUUGCAAUAAAUCAGUUGAUUGAAUGAGCCCAAAGGACCCACCUACAAAAGCAGCUGAGGGAAGGCCAUGUCCUUAUUGGGUGCAAUCAGAUGGUAGGAAAAUAGCCCUUUCUUGCUUGUUGUUCCUCGGAAACUGGUGUCCAGAGGCAUGCUGCCUCCGAUCAUAAAUACAGCUAUUGUGACCAGUAGCCACUGACAAUCUUAAUUUUUCACGAACAUGUCUAAUUCCUUCUUAAAACCAUCUUAAACGGGUGACCAUCACCCUGCCUUGUGGUAGCAAGAAGCCUACUUACUGUGCCCCUGCCUGAGUCACAGUUCUGAAUGGGCCUUCUGAUUGGAAGAGCAAUGACUCAUACAGACUCAGCCAAUCAGUUGCCUCUGGGGACAGGAAAUCCUUCGGGUCUCGUAUCCUGCUUGGAGACCUCCCAAAGGCAUCUGGAUGGCCACUGAGAAAGACGAUGCUCAGCUAGAGAGGCCUCUAGUCUGAUCCAUCAGGAAUCUUACGUUCUCUUCUUACACAAACUGAGAAAGGAGCAUCUUUUCUAUUUUAGCUUAGAAAAAAUGCAUAUCUCAGUUAUCAGAAGUUUAAGGAAAGUGGUUUAGAGAUAAGAAUGUAUCUUUAAAAAAAACAAAUUCAGUCUUUUGUCAACAGGAAACUUUCACAGAUUGUCAUGAAUUGGGUGUGAAUGUGUUGUCGCACAUUUAGUCUGCUCUCUGUUUCAGUAGCUUUGACGUUCCUUCUGGGUUUCCCUCUCUCAUCUCAGGGAGCAGCUUGUGCAGCCAGAGAAGCCUGCUAGUCCCAAGUUCAUAGUCACCUUGGACGGAGUCCCCAGCCCGCCAGGAUACUUGUCUGAUCAAGAGGAGGAGGAAAUGAGUCUCAUGGAAGGAGUAAGGCCAGUUGCCCCCAAAGCAACAGCCAACAAGGGAUUAAGAAGCCUUCGUGCGCAACAGAUGCACAUUAUAUCCAGACAGCUGGAGAGCACCGAUGGUAACAGUCCAUCCCCAGUGGAUAAGCAUCUUUUGUUAGCUUCGUUGCAAAGCUUCUUUAUUUGCAUUGCUUUCUUUGGGCAACUCGAGCUGAGCACAAGGCGGGAAGGAAUGCAGUGACUGAACUGCAGGCUAAGUUCCCAUGGCAGGUUCUUUUCUAAUAGACCUCUCACAAUGGGAAGAACACAGCUCUGAUCCCCACCCUCAACGUUGUCUAAGCAUAAUUAGCAAACAGCACAGGCCCUGGUUGGAUGCACCACAUUUAAGGCAGUGGUUGGGGAGUUGCGGUCCUGCAGAUAUUGCCAGAUUACAACUCCCAUCAUCCCUGGCCAUUGGCCAUGCACCUGAUGAGGCUUAGGACAGUUGGAGCACAACAACAUCUGAAGGGAUCACCACUUUUGCCAACCCUGCGUUCCUGACUUAAUGAAAGCUCAUCUGGGAUUGAAGCAGCAAACAGUAGACUCCUAAAUCCUGGGGGGUAGCCAGUUAUGAUCAUCUCUACUGUUUGGGCCAGGAGCCUCAGGCUAUACAGUUGCCUAGGACAGAAAUGCUUCUGUCCCAGAGAUGAAAUCAUGAGCCAGGAGCGAUUUCCCCAUGUCACAUGUGUAACAGCAGCUGGUGUGUAUUGUAUUUUUCAAUCGCUGGUGCCUUAUAAUUAUUGUUUUUUAUUUUAAACAAAUAUUCUGUUUAUUUUUCUUCUCUUGACUUGGAGGCCUAGGUGGGGCAGGAAUAUUUUAAAUAAAUAGCACACCCCAUCACAUUUUGACACUUUAGAGUCUCAAAUUUGCAUGGUUUUGAUGUGGGUAAAUAAUCCCUGUGAUGGAAAUGGUCUUAAAUUUGAACAGCCAAACCACUUGAGAUCAACUGGAGCCUCUUUGCUUUCUCUCUGCAGUGGAGAUGGAGGAUGUUGGUGCCCUGCACAAAGCGGAAAAAGUACCCGAGCGCUGCAAGUAUUGGCCCGCCUGCAAAAAUGGAGACGAAUGUGCCUUCCAUCACCCCACAUUGCCGUGCAAGUUAGUGGUACAAAUGCUUCUUGAUGCAGUUGGCCCUCCUGGUCUUCAGGCACAGCGUUCACAAAAAUUAGCUUCUCCCCGUCUUCUCCUCUGUAUUAGUCCUGAGCAAAAGCCUCCACUGCACUGGAAUGAAAUUUCCGUGCCACGGGUUAUGGCAAUGGCCACUAGCUUAAAGGGCAAAAGGGGAUUGGACAGAGGCAAAGAGGAGGAGAGGUCUGCCAUUGGUUAUUUGUCAUAACGCCUAAUCAAAGUUCCAGGGUCAGGUCGGUUCAUUUCUGAAGACCAGGUAGAGGGAUUAUAUUGAAAGGGCAAUUGCCUUUCUGCCAGGCUUGUGUGCUUCGCAAAAGCCAUUGGCUGACUACAGCAGUAAACAGGAUGCUAGGCUAGACGGGGUCUGAUUGAGCAGGCCACUGCACAAAAGCUUCUGGGAGAGAAGGGAGGUGGGUCUGCUCUUGGGUCUCCAGCUCUGCUUCCUGACAGCUGUGGAUUUGGUUGGCUUCUUGCAUCACCACAGUAGAACAGGUGUAGCCAAACGGGGAGCGUAGUCAGGGUUUCGUGUACCCAACCGAGGCUAAAGUUGAAGGACCCUACAGCUCAAAGCAGCAUGGCCAGGGGUGAUGGGAGAUGCAGGCUAACAACAUCCAGAAAAUAGCUGUGAGAAAUAUACACUAUAGAAGUAUAUAUUUAAUUGUGAUAGAGGCAAAUCCUUAUGAAAAGAGGGAAUACAAUUAAUAUUGUGAGGUAUAUAUAGUACAGCGAGGUUUGGGGGAAGAGCUGAAAAGCUGUUUUUAGUGUUUCAGAAUGCAUUGCUACUUCAUCUAUUCUGCAGCUCCCUCGAGCAGAUUUAUGUCAGCACUAUUCAGCUCUUUAGCCCUUUCUCAGAGCAUUUAAUUCAUCUGUGAUCUAAAAAAUCCACAAAACAUAGAAUGAAACGGGGUCACUGCAGAGGGCUGAGUGCUCAGGAUGAUGUGGCAGUGACGAGAUUCCCCUUUCCCCACCAGUCCAGUUCUUAAUCCACAAACAUCAGAUCAGUUCUCUAGAGGUCUGACAACUAACCUUCCCCCCCCCUUCAGUUCAGUAUUGAGUAUGUCCAUUGACAUCAUUGGGAUCCAUUUUGGCUCUUUUUAUGCCCAUUUUAGAGUUUGGGGAUUUCAUUGGAAAAACCCAGACCUUACCAACUUGGCAGACCUUGAUUUUGGCACACAUGUAACUUUUUUGGUUGCUUUGAACUCUCUAGAAUUGGCUUGCAGAUUUCUGCCCGUUUAUUAUUUGAGCAUGGAAAGCACUUGAAGCCAGAGGGUUUUUUGAAAAGACGGAAUUGAGGUUUUCCUUUAGAAUUCUAGCCCAAGAGCACCAAUGUCUUGAUUUAAGUAAAACUGUAUUUGAUGCCAGGGAUGAGGACUGAGGUGUAAACAUAGAUGUUAUUUUGAAAAAGUGAGUACAUUCUAACAAGUUUACCCAGCAGCUUUCCCUUUCACAUUCCAGAGUCUUUCCCAACUGCAAAUUUGCGGACAAAUGCUUGUUCAUCCAUCCAAACUGUAAAUACGAUGCCAAGUGCACCAAGCCAGAUUGCCCCUACACUCAUGCCAGUCGUCGGACCCCACUGCCACCUCCUAAACCAGGUAAAGAUUUAUUGCUAUUCCAGGUUUUGAUGUGGGCUUGCUGGGAAGAAUGUGCUGGUGACAGCAGAAUCUGAUCUAGCGAAACCAAAGGCAGGUUGCUUGUGGGUUUCCCAGAGGCAUCCAAUUGGCCAAGUUGGGAAACAAGAUACUGAACUAGAUGGACCUUUGAUUGGUGGAGCAGGGCUCUUCUUAGGUUCCUCCUGCCUCUGCUAUCAAUUGGGUCAGUUGUUGAUUCUGACCUACACACACACACACACACACACACACCCGCAUGGCUGAAACAAUUGUUGAAAAUGCAGCACAGCAGCACACCAAACUUGCCAUUUGCUAACGACAAAAGAAAAGUCCAGCAGCAAAUCCGCUGUGCCAAACCAUAACGUAAAAAGUUUGCAGUGCUCUUCGACAGCUCUGCCUUCCCCCUACCACCACCACCGCCAAAAAAAGCAUAAAACAAAAUAUGCCAGGCCAACAACUCCGCCAACCAGUGCGUUGCAAACAUUGGCAAAUGUAUAAGAUAGAAUCAUGUUUCAACCAUUGGUAGUUGUGACCAUUGCAGUCUGCGUGUUUCAUAAUAUUUGGUUGCAGCAGCGCAGGCUGCUGAAUGAUAAUUUAAAAGACAUCACGAAGUUGUCUUUUUAACGUAAGAGGAGGCAGGUCUAGGUCUCUGAACUCAGCCCUGUCCCACAAGGACUGACAGCAGCUUGUGGGGUGAUGGGAAGGUGCUCCCCUUCUUUGCCUCGCUCAUUGCUGCCGCUUCCAGCAAAUGUUAUGGCUAGCCACUUCCUUGUCCUCCUUGGAGGACCCAAGACUCCCAGUCUCUCUGUUUCUCCUCCCCCCUCCCCCUGCAUUUCAACUUGGAAACAACUUUGUGGUGCAACAUGAUUUGAGCUGUGUUUUCCCCUUUCACAGGCCAUGAAAUUUUGCAGAAAGCUGUGUUUUGAACACAGAUGGAAAAAUGGUUAUGUGUUUUCGUCAAUGUUGCGUCUUUCUGAAGCAACCUGAAUUUUGGUUUUGAACUGCUUAUUUAUGCAUUAUAUUUAUAUCUGGUCUGUCAUAAUCUUAUGGGAUUUGCAGCAAAUGGAUCCUACAGUCUCCUAUCCAGACACUGGCCAGAUCCAGACCAUCUUAGUGCAGCAAGGUGGUUGUCUCACUUGCCUCCAGAAACAAUUUCCUGCAGUUGAACAUUAGGAAUUGAAAUUGCAGUUUUUUUGAAUGUUGUCAAUACAUGUGAAACCAUUCGCUGUUGUGUCUGGUAUCGGUCACUUCCCUCCUCCAUUAAUGGGUUUUGCAGCUCCACCUCCAGCACCGCCAACAUCUUCUAGCAGCCAACUCUGUCGAUUUUUCCCUGCUUGUAAGAAAAUGGAAUGCCCUUUCUACCAUCCCAAAGUAAGUACCAUAUUUUCAUUUCCUCUGCAGGGGAGUUUCAAAAAGUUGGGCUGAAGCUUUAAGUGGAACUCAUUCUGCGCCCAGGGAAUAUGAAGUAUUAGCCCAGCCCCGUUAAAUAAUCACUAUUAAUAUUUCCAGCCUUCAAGAGUACCGUAUUCUGUGCUUGACAACAUCUGUGUGCAUGCAUGCACACACACAUGCAUUGUAUAUAUUAACCUGGAAGGAGGGCUAGGCACAGAUCUUGUUAUACUCAAGAAGUAGUCCUAGUUUGCAAUUUAUAUGCACCUUAUUUUAGAUUUUAACUAUUGUCAAAUCCAAUUGUGUCCCCCUUUUCCUGUUCCACCCUUUGUCCCUUGCUGUUCCAAAGGAUCCCCCAACCCUCUGGAGCAGGUCUGAGGGACAGCAGUAAGGGACACCAGAGGAAAGGGGGAAAUAAGUGAAAAUGGACUUCCCCUUCCAUUGUAGGAUUUGGUUGCCGUAUGCAUAUUCAUUCCUUGAUGUAUGCGGCAUCACAUGGUGAUAUGCAUCUGUGAAUGAACUGUCGAUAACAAUCCAGAUGGGAAUUUCAUAUCACCUUAUAAAUACAAUGUUUUUACAUUGUGCUAUUCAUCAAGUGAAUUUUAUUGAACUGGUCCUAGGAUUUGUAGUAGUCAAUCGACCGCAGAAAUCUUCCACCCUAUGUUAAGAUAACCCAAGUCAUAUAUUUGAAAGGUUGUAUUAAAGAUAUGCUGUAAAUAGAAAUGUGCAAGUAGUGUACACUCUAUGGAUUUGACUAAACAGGCAAAACUGAACUCCCUUGCCAUUGCCUUUUCUCAGUCCCGUUAUUUUCUUAGCAUUGCAGGUUUAACACUCAGUGUACCAGAGUCGACUGUACGUUUUACCAUCCUUCUGUUUCUGUACCACCACGUCAUGCCUUAAAAUGGACCCGAACCCAAACUAGGUAAUGUAUUUCUCUUACUCUGUUAAAUUGCACAUGCUAAUCAAACAUGAAAAUGCACAAUCAUUUUGCUUAACAAGCUAUUAGGCAAAAACUGCAAGAAACUGGAGUAAGAGCAGUUCUUCAUCAUAUGUUGAAAACUCAUUUUUCAGAGUUUAGCUCUCCCUAAUUUUGAAAUAUAUGGGGAUUGGUGAUUUUUAGGGCAGAACGAUAAUUAUCAUGACACAUUUUCUAAUUUACUGUAUUUAUUUUUUUCAGUGAAUAAUUUGCACAACCCAUAAUUCACCAUUGUACAAUGAUGGGCGGAUACUCACUGAUGGAACAAGAUGCUGUAAAAGCUAUUGUAUAUGCCAGGCCUUGAAUCUAUAUUGUUUCAUAAAAUGAAGUCGAUUGCCUACUUGAAAUGUGAAAUUUUCAAAACUUGUAUAUUUAAUAACUGGUUUUACAUAUUUUUACUGUAAAAAUGUCAGUAGGGAAGAGGAUUUUGCUUUAACACUAAUAAAAAUGUCAAGGCGCGGUUAUUGUCCUACUUACGUUGGGCCAGUAAGUUUCUCCUUUUGCUCACAAUUUUACAAAUCUCCUUUGGACCAUCCAUUCCAAGACUGGAAAAAAAUUACUGCAUUACAAAGAAACUGUUUGUUUUGGGAAAUUGUUGUUAAAGUAAUAUAACUCAUAUGUGCUUUAAAGAAACCAUCAUCUUCAGUAUAGAUUACCUCACCUUUUUGCCUUUAAAUUUCUUUUCUAGAAAAUAGUAAGCAAGCUCUUAAAAGUAGGGAAAUGUUACCAAUUUAAUGACAGCUAAAGUAUGUGGAUUAUGAUAGGUCUGGGUCUGGUCAAUGCCUGAAUGAGAGACCAGCUAGGAAGAAAGGCAAGAUAUAAAUGGAAUAAAUUUAAUAGAACUAUUUUGAAUGGAAAUCAGGCUGGUGGAGAGAUAUAACUGCAGGUCAGCUGUCAGCACCCCAUCCCAGCAGACUGAAUUUCCCUCUCCCAGUUUAUUCAAAUUGGAUAUGUGAAGGGGUCAAGCAAUUAGUACUGGUGACAAAGAUUGCUACAACUAGCAUUUGAAACCAGAUUUUAAAGUUUGACUGUAAACCUGGUUAAGGUACAGUCUGGCUAGCUGUUACGUUAUUGACGUAUCCUUCAGCUUUGCUUUAGAAUUCACUCCUGGAAGGUUUGUAAUGAGGGAAAGAGCAUUCCGUCUUCUAACUUGUGUCUAGGGAAAGGCCUAAAUUGUAUCUGUUGCCUUCAUUGCAGUUAGUCUAGAUGUCUAGUCUCAGGAGUGAAGGAGUAUGGACAGGCCUGCUAAUAAGUCUGUGUAUUGAAGUACUGAUUUUCCUUGAAACAGUACUCUGCUAUAAUUCUACAUAGGUAUAUCCUGGAAUCCAAAUGGCAGAAAUGGGUGUUCUUCUGGGCUCCUUAGGGUAUAAUAUAAAAGAUUAAGCAGUAACAUAAAUGUAUUUUUUAUUAAAUCUUUUGUAUCUUUUGGGGAACUACAUUUUCACAAAAAUAUACAAAAGAUAAUAUUCUGUACAAAUAUUUACAUUGGAUAUCGGAAAACAAAAGUUAACUCCACAUUUUAAGCUCAAGUUUGACCAAUAUAUUCUUGAAUUCUGAAAUUUAACAAUCGAGGAAAUUAUUUCAAAAUCUUUGUUUUCAGAUUUUUUUAAAUAAAAAACUUGAUUUAUGCAAAAAAGGCUUAACUGAUACACUUUUUAAAUGACAAAUUCUAAGAUUAUUUGAUCACAGGGGUUAGCUCUUUAUGAUGAAAACCCAAAAGAGAACACAAUUUGCUACUGUAAUAAAGGUCACAGUUAACAUACACCUUUGGGUUAUAGUUGGACGUAACAUUUUGUUGCUGCUGUUAAAGCAAAAUGGAUCAUCUGACAAACACGUUAGAGUGAGAUAUUGGGGACCUAGAAAAUAAAUUGUUCCAGGAAUUUCAGUGAAAUGUGGUAAAACAGACAGUGAAGGGCAUAAAAAGUGUGUUGUGUUAAAAAAAAUAGGAACCGUGACAGCAUGGCAUUUCUAGUUAAAUGAUGAAUUGAAUACUUCAGGGCUUUUGGAAAUCGCAUAUUCAGAUACUUAUUUGUAACCUUGUUUAUGGAAAUACUUUCAAUUUGCAGGAAGCUAUUCCUGUUUCACUGAGGACAAAACUAGCCAGGAGCUGCCCUCACAUGAGAAAAGGAGAGGCGACCUUUUCAAGCAGCAGAAACACAGAGGCAGCACAUCCCAUUGUAUAUGUUUAUUUCCCCCUUGUUUCUGAUAGAGAUCUUCUCUCACCCCUUCUUCCUUGAUAGGGAAGGAGGUGCCAUUUUGUGGUCCGCCUCAGGUGCCAAAACGUCUUGGGCUGGCUCUGUUUAGCUGUGGCCUAAAACGGCUGGAAGCAGCCUGGCGAUCUUAAGCCCUUUGUGGCAGAAGCUGACCUUUAAUACUGUGCGGCUUAACCUGCAGCGCUCACUGGCAAAAUUGAAAACAAGGUUCUGUUGACCCAGUUCCCACCCACAUCUUCUCCAAUCUGGCUUCAGACAAACCAGGCAUCAAUAAAUCCCUCUAAACACACUUUCUGGUGCCUCUCAGCCUGAGAUCCAAAACAUUUAUUUGGAAGCAAGUCCUGUUGAUUUCAGGGCAACUUGAUUCAAAAUAAGUAGUACAAGGGACGUCAAGUAAGUGGGCACACUUUGGGUAAGUUUAGGUUUCACCAGCAUAGUGGGUCGGAUAAUGCGUUCUCUGUUACCACUUGCAAUGCACCCUGCAGAUGUUUUGUUUGUUGUAAUGCCAAAGUUUUCCAAACUUUGCAUGUUUUGUAUCAGUCCUGUACAGAUGGUCAAAUCCAGCGCAGCACCCACGUGCUAGGUGCUUGACAACUUUCCCCUGCUUUGCGUGGUUCUUUGCCUUCCUGUGCAAGCAGAAAACUGGGUAUAUCAAAUCUGUUGUGGGUCGCCAAACAUAGCUGUUGGACUGGAUUUGUUGUGGCACAGAGCUGUUCUCUAAAUACAAAGUACCGUAUAGGUUCAUUUAAAUACAUAAUUUGCCUUCCUUUGUACAUCUUAAGAUUUUGGACCAAUUUAUUGAAUGUUAUCAAGUGGUUUAGGAUCACAGGUCACUUUACCAGGUGACAGCUGUUAAAACUGUAUUCCCUAUUAAUUUCAAACACACACACACACAGAGGGGGAGAGAGAGACAGACAGACACUGGAUGAGUUCAAAAGGAUGUCUGUUCAGUCCUACAAUUAUAAAUUUUCAGUAAGCAUCAUCUAGUCUAUAGUUUUGCCCUUAUUAUCUUGAGUCACACUUAUAAGAAAAAGCAACUAAAAUGUUAUAUUGUUUGCAAAUAAUGUUUUCUAAGCCAAGGUUCUGUAUUCAAGAACUCAGCAGCAAGGUGAAGCUUUACAUUUAGCCGCACAAUUGUUCUUUUAAAUUACUUUAGAUGCCCCAAGGCUCCAAAGCACAAUCAUAAUGAAAUAUUUGC
Molecule: messenger RNA, 32613 nt
Organism: Podarcis lilfordi (Lilford's wall lizard)
Lineage: Eukaryota; Metazoa; Chordata; Lepidosauria; Squamata; Lacertidae
Source: the annotation of a GenBank genome assembly